Messenger RNA from Macrosiphum euphorbiae (potato aphid), 291 nucleotides. Lineage: Eukaryota; Metazoa; Arthropoda; Insecta; Hemiptera; Aphididae. The record is from the annotation of a GenBank genome assembly.
AUGACAUCGACCAACUUAUAUGCACAUCCACGCGAACAUUUUUUGACCAAAAUCGUUUUGGAUGACUUGCAACCACCUGAGUAUCUGGUACGGCUUAAACGCUCAGCGGACAGACGUAAACGCCACGCCUUGUAUGUCAACGGUAAAUUUAGUAGAACUAAGGUUGGUGGCACUCCCAGACAUGAAUCGACAACGAAUCCCGGGUUAGGAAUAUUCCUGGGAAUACAAAAAACUGUAAAAAAAAAAAAAUGUAUUUACAAGCGCACAUCACAUGUGACUAUAUUAUUUUAA